GAUACAUAGGCUGGGCAAUACCAAUGAAUGUGAAGCAGGCACAGUCGGUGUUACUGAGGAAACUGACACUCUCCAGCCAGCGUUCUGUCAAAAUUGCCAAGAGACUGCCAACGCCAUCUGAUGCCACAGCCAAUACAAAAAGCCAGGGCUCAAAGGCAUAUGAGGAGAGCCAACCUAGAGUUAAACAAGCAAGUAUCAAAGUCCUCUGUUUGCUUCAGUGUCAGAAUGGUGGAGUGUGCGUACGAAAAGACCGUUGCCACUGUCCCCCAGGGUUCACUGGGAAAUUCUGUCAGAUCUCCACCCAGUCAGCCAGCAGCAGUAAGGUUCCCGACAGUUUCCCAACAGGAGAUCCGAAUCGACAACGUAAACCAAGAGUGGAAACUGUAUACACUCUCCCACUCUCCAACCAACAGCUUUCAAAUCAAACAGACCGACUGAUUCCGUCGAUCGUAAAUCUUCGAGUCCAGCAUCCUCCUGAAGUCUCAGUGAAGGUUCAUCAGGUCACCCAGGUGGUUGGAGAGAAACACACAAAUUCUGCUCAGCUCCACGUCCAGGAGCCAACGUCCCAGAGAGCACCACAGGAGCGACAGGGACCUCUCACUGCUGCUCCCCGAUUGGAUGCAGAGUCUGUGUUUGGAUACUGCUUCACUGAAAUCACGAGCGGACAGUGUGCUUCCCCACUGACCGGCCUGCGGACAGUUGAACGUUGCUGCCAAGGAGGUGGUGUUGGCUGGGGAGUGACCGAAUGCAUUCAAUGUCCCAUUACACCAGGAAAUGACUGCCCCCAUGGAUUUGAAAAAACUGCUGACGGGCAGUGUCAAGAUAUCGACGAGUGCUCCCUGCCAGGAAUCUGUCAAAAUGGAAAGUGUCUGAAUGUGAGAGGCAGUUACAGCUGUGUGUGUAGCCGAGGGUUUGUGCAGGAUACCUCUAAGAGCCGCUGCAUCUCGCAGCAGGUGAUCUCAUUAACCAAAGGACCUUGUUAUCGGAUUUGGAGGAGUGGAUCCUGUUCCCUGCCUGUGAGACAGAACAUCACGAAGCAGAUCUGCUGCUGCAGCCGAGUGGGGAAAGCUUGGGGAACGGAGUGCCAGAAGUGCCCAUCCCCACUCACAGAGGGAUUUCGGGAGAUUUGCCCUGCGGGUUCUGGAUAUCAUUACAUCCGGUCAGAUCUCCGCUUCAGUAACCGGGGACCAGGGGAGAGGGACUAUGGGAUCACCAAUGUGGAUCGAGCAUCACUGACCAGCACCUCAGCACCAUUUGUUCAGCCCACACAGGCUCCGGGGCUGAGAGAGACAGCAAGUACCGUCAGGACAUCGCCCACAACAGCAGCUGUGCCCAGGACCCACCGACCAGCUCCUGAGGUUCACAUCUGUCAUCGGAUGCCGCAGAUCUGUGGGCCAGGACACUGUGUGAUCCGCCAGCUUGGUUACACAUGUGCAUGUAACACUGGUUUCCAGUUGAACUUGGAGCGCUCGCAUUGUGUUGAUACUGACGAAUGUAGAGUGAGACCUCGGCCAUGCCUCAAUGGUCGAUGUGUGAACACAGUCGGCAGUUUCCAUUGUGCCUGUUCCAAGGGGUUUUCAGCCAAUUCCCACAGGACAGAUUGUGUCGAUAUCGAUGAGUGUCUGGAUAUAUCCACGUGUCCAAACGCAGAGUGUGUGAAUUCAGUUGGAUCAUUCCGCUGCCUGCCCUGUCCAACUGGCUACAGAAUCCAGAAUAGAAAGUGUUCAGAUAUUGAUGAGUGUGUAAAUGCUGCACCGUGUGGGAAUUCUGGAAGAUGUGUGAACACAGAGGGAUCGUACCAAUGUGACUGUAACCCUGGAUAUCGGCAAAGUGCUGAUGGCAAUCGAUGUGCAGAUAUCAACGAAUGUUUUGAGGGAGAUUUCUGUGCUCCAUACGGGGAAUGUUUGAAUAGUGUGGGAUCCUACACCUGCCUCUGUGCUGAGGGAUUCACUACUUCUGCUGAUCUCUCCACCUGUCUCGAUGUUGAUGAGUGCACACAGCCGGGUGUCUGUGAUCGUGGGAGCUGUACCAAUACAGUUGGGUCAUUUGAGUGUGUGUGUGAGCCUGGAUUCCUCGUUGAUGAAGAUCGAUCCCAGUGUUUUGAUCUUGAUGAGUGCACUGAAUAUCCAACCAUCUGUGGGAGCAAAAGAUGUGAGAAUAUUGCUGGCUCCUUCCAGUGUAUCACUGAUUGUAGUGAAGGAUUUGAGCUCAGCCCUGCUCAGGACUGCAUUGCGAUAGGAUACUUGACGAGACAUGCUCAGGGCCGAGGAUUGUAA
Messenger RNA from Rhincodon typus (whale shark), 2276 nucleotides. Its product is annotated as latent-transforming growth factor beta-binding protein 2-like. The record is from RefSeq and is a predicted model, not a curated record. Gene Ontology annotation, molecular function: calcium ion binding. The transcript is spliced from 18 exons. Bases 24 to 2276 code for a protein of 750 amino acids. NCBI's taxonomy places the organism in Eukaryota, Metazoa, Chordata, Chondrichthyes, Orectolobiformes, Rhincodontidae.